Molecule: messenger RNA, 441 nt
Organism: Frieseomelitta varia
Lineage: Eukaryota; Metazoa; Arthropoda; Insecta; Hymenoptera; Apidae
Exons: 2
Coding region: 9-371 (120 amino acids)
Source: RefSeq, a predicted model, not a curated record
UGGUGGCAAUGGCAUCAGUGAUCCUCUGCUUUAGAUUAGUGAUGUCCUGUACCUUUGUUCGAUACACGAUAUCUUUAAUCCCAUGUACCCUGUUGACGAAUAAGAUACCAUUAAAUGAUAGUACCCCUACAAAAUGGCUACUCCUCGAGAGAAGGCACAGUGUGUAUCAUGUAUUAUUUAUUGAAACCAAAUCGGAUCUGCGGACUCAGCGAAACUGCAGAACUAAGUAUGGAAGAAAUCCACCGUCACGUUCAUCAAUUCGUGCAUGGAAAUUUAUGGAGACAGGGACAAUGUUCGAUAAAGGAAGGAGUGGACGAUCAAGAAUAUCUGAGAAAAACAUCGAUCAUGUAAGAAAUCGAGUACCGUCUUGAUAUGCUUCAUGCAAUUAAUGGUACCCACAUAGAGGUUUAUUAAAUGAAGCAAACAAAAAAAAAAAAAAUU